CGUCGUCGGGAAACAUUGUGAAAAAGUAACUCGAUAGAUCGGCCUCUUUUUCGCCACCACGUGAGGCGACACCCUCCCAUUCGUCGUCGUCGUCGUCGUCGUCGUCGUCGUCGUCGUCAUCGCCGUCGUCGCUGCCUUCGCCUUCUCCUCCUCAUUAGAUAUAAAAUAGGAGAAGAAGACGAAGACGAAGUAAAAGAAGAGAAAUUUAUUUGGAAAAUUUGUCAACACCUUUCAAACUCGUUAGAGAAAAGGAAAAAGAAAGAAAAGAGAAAAAAGAAAAAGAAAAGGGAAAGAAAAAAAGAAAGAAAGAAAGAAAGAAAGAAAGAAAGAAAGAAAGAAAUGAAUUGAUAGUUAGGCGUAAAGAGAAAGAUAAGAAGAAGAAGACGAAAAAAAGAAAAGAGUGAGAAAGUGAUCGAUAGUGCGCGUAGAGAACAACAUCCGGCCGGUAUAUUUCGAGUUUCGGUCUUAUUAAAUAAGUGAGAAAAACGGCGAACCCGAUAGAUAUUCCAAGUUACGUCGAAAGUAAAGGAAUACGUGCACGAGAAUGCUGCGCUGCUGUGGCACUAAACGUCGUUGGACGAAUUCUUGAACAGACAUCGAGAUUACGUGGCCACGAAGGAAGGAAGGAUAUCGUCGUUUGGGUUGCGUCUCGCGUCCUCGUUGUCCUCGGCAACGAACAAGAGUGACACGCGCGAAACGCAAUACCGAUCGGUGCUUUCGCGAAUAUGAGCAUGACUCUUGUUCGGAACACAUACAAAGAUUGCAGCGAGGACGAAGCAGGUGGUGCGGACGUAGCGACGACGGUGACGACGGCAACCGAAGGCUGUACCGCUGAAGCCACGUCGGCCGUACUCGACGAGGAUGGCGGCGGUGGCGGCGGCGGCGGCGGUGGCGGUGGCGGCGGCGGCGGCGGCGGUGGCGGUAGCGGUGGCGGUGGUGUUGAUGGUGGUGGUGGUGGUGGUGGUGGUGGUGGUGGUGGUGGUGGUGGCGGAGGUGGUGAUGAUAACGAGGGAGGAUCGACGGUUAAACGAGGAAAUGGCCAAACUUGUUCCCACUGCGGCAUACUCUUCCGGGACGCGCACGUACUUCAACUUCAUAUCGAGGACGCUCACAAGACGCUUUACUCGGUCGACAAAAAUGAUCCAAACGCUCAAUUUUCUCAAGUUUCAUGCAAAGUAUGUAAUAAGACUUUCGCUAACGUCUAUCGAUUACAAAGGCAUAUGAUCAGCCAUGACGAAAGUGCAGUACUUCGAAAAUUUAAAUGUCCCCACUGUGAGAAAGCUUUCAAAUUUAAACAUCACCUUAAGGAACAUCUUCGUAUACACAGCGGUGAAAAACCAUUUCAAUGUAACAACUGCGGAAAAAGAUUUUCACAUUCUGGCUCUUAUUCAAGUCAUAUGACUUCCAAAAAGUGCUUAAUCGUAAAUUUGAAGAAAUCGAGACAAAGCAGUAUAAGUAAUGUUGAUAAAUGCUCGAAGAAAACCCCAACGCAAUCGGUUCCUGGACGACGUGAAGAUACACUUCUUGCGGCGAACAACAAUACUUUUUUACCGAUACUGCCAAAGCUUUCUCCUUCAGAUUAUCAAGAAAUACGAGAAGGCGGAGGUAUUUACGAUGUACCAAGCCUUCUACCCCAAAUGAUGGGCUUUAGUAGUUACUUCCUUCAAUCCUCAUUGGGAAAGAUAUUAAAUCAACUGCAUUCCAAGCGACUCGAUGAAGUCGCCGAACAAUUUGAAAAUCAUCGAGAAACGAUGAGCCCAUCGACAGCGGAUUCAGAGGGUACGGAAGGUACUGAAGGGAAGGAAUCACCUGCCCCGAUUGAAUCGCAGGGCUUGGAUGUUGUACGACGUAUUUUGGAGACUGUCAAUACCUCUGUUACGAAGCAAUUAUUAGAAGCGAAUGUAAAAAAAUUGUCUACCUCACCGGCCACUAUGAAACGAGAAUUCGAUGACGAUUAUCAAGACCAGGAUAGCGAAGUAUCGAGCGAGAUGACUCAUUAUCCUGAUUGGUCAGUAACGGAUCAGUACGAUUCACAAAGCGAAGGUUUGGCUGCUAAACUUGAAGAUGCUAAUCAGCCCCAUGGUAUUGCCAGGUUAACUUCCAAGAGGAAAGCCGAGGAUAGUUCCGAGCCGGAUUCCGAUGACGAAGAAGAUGGAAAUCAAACGCAUACAGAAAAUGGUAGGAGAGUGAGGGCGAGGUCAUUGAUAGACGACGAACAAUUGGCUGUUCUCAAAGGUUAUUACGCUAUUAAUCCUAGACCAAAGAAAGAAGAGAUUAUUAUGAUAGCGAAUUACAUUAAUUUUCCAACUCGUGUCGUCCAGGUUUGGUUUCAAAAUUCUCGUGCCAGAGAUCGCAGAGAAUCGAAGAUACCAGCAUUGUUACCUCUUUCAAAUCCAACUAAUCAAACUACGAUAGAACAACCUUUGGAUUUAUCAAAGAAAGAUGUCCUUACGAUAUCGCUCGUCAAAGAUGUUGAUACCUCCAAUAGAAACGUUUCUUCGCCUUGCGAACAGAAAGAGGAUAAUAAUUCUACUGUUCCAAAUCAAGAUACGGACGAUCUCGAGGAUUCGCCUCUUGUUAUAGACGAAGAAAUUACCGAUUCUAUCGAUACGAAACGUACGCCUUCCACGGUCGACGUCUCGCAAAAGAAUCAAAAUCAUGGGAACGCAAAAAAGGAGAACGAAAAUCCAGUUCAAAUCGAACCGCCUACCACAGCAGAUACUGAACAAGGACUUUAUUUUUGUGAUCGUUGCGACAAGACUUUUUCAAAACAUAGUUCUCUCGCGAGACACAAGUAUGAACAUUCCGGGCAAAGGCCGUACAAAUGCGUGGAGUGUCCAAGAGCGUUCAAGCACAAACAUCAUCUAACUGAACAUAAGCGGUUGCACAGUGGCGAGAAACCAUUUCAGUGCUCUAAGUGCCUCAAACGCUUUUCUCACUCCGGCUCCUACAGCCAACAUAUGAAUCACCGUUACUCUUACUGUAAACCAUACAGAGAGUAAAUUUUCGAGCGUUCUUCGUCCUAUGUCCGCUUCAUUGGCCGAGUACGUACGGUUCUUACUCCAUUCAAACAGAAAAAUCGCAUUUAAAAUUUCUAAUUAAUCAAGUAUUACAUCCAUCGAUGUGUUUCUUUUUUUUUUAUUUUUUUUUUUUUUUUUUUUUUUUUUUUUAUUGUUAUUAUUUUUUUUUUCUCUU
Molecule: messenger RNA, 3195 nt
Organism: Vespa velutina
Lineage: Eukaryota; Metazoa; Arthropoda; Insecta; Hymenoptera; Vespidae
Gene: zfh1
Product: zinc finger protein 1
Exons: 9
Coding region: 726-3002 (758 amino acids)
Biological process (GO): regulation of transcription by RNA polymerase II; anatomical structure development
Molecular function (GO): RNA polymerase II cis-regulatory region sequence-specific DNA binding; DNA-binding transcription factor activity, RNA polymerase II-specific
Source: RefSeq, a predicted model, not a curated record